GGAGAGUUCAAAACAGCCAUCAAGUACCAUCAACGUCAUCUAGAAAUUGCUAAAGAAGUGGGAGACAAGGCCGGAGAGGGAACAAGUUAUGGCAAUCUCGACAACGCUUAUAGAUGUCUAGGAGAGUUCAAAACAGCCAUCAAGUACCAUCAACGUCAUCUAGAAAUUGCUAAAGAAGUGGGAGACAAAGCCGGAGAGGGAAUAAGUUCUUGCAAUCUCGGCUGCGCUUAUCAAGGUCUAGGAGAGUUCAAAACAGCCAUCGAGUACCAUCAACGUCAUCUAGAAAUUGCUAAAGAAGUGGGAGACAAGGCCGGAGAGGGAACAAGUUAUGGCAAUCUCGGCAACGCUUAUAGAUGUCUAAGAGAGUUCAAAACAGCCAUUAAGUACCAUCAACGUCGUCUAGAAAUUGCUAAAGAAGUGGGAGACAAGGCCGAAGAGGGAAGAAGUUAUUGCAAUCUGGGCUGCCCUUAUCAAGAUCUAGGAGAGUUCAAAACAGCAAUCGGGUACCAUCAACGUGAUCUAGAAAUUGCUAAAGAAGUGGGAGACAAAGCCGGAGAGGGAACAAGUUAUUACAAUCUGGGCUGCGCUUAUCGAGGUCUAGGAGAGUUCAAAACAGCAAUCGGGUACCAUCAACGUCAUCUAGAAAUUGCUAAAGAGGUGGGAGACAAAGCCGGAGAGGGAAGAAGUUAUUGGAAUCUCGGCAACACAUAUCAAGGUCUAGGACAGUUCAAAACAGCCAUCGAGUACCAUCAACGUCAUCUAGAAAUUGCUAAAGAAGUGGGAGACAAGGCCGGAGAGGGAAGAAGUUAUUGCAAUCUCGGCUGCGCUUAUCAAGGUCUAGGAGAGUUCAAAACAGCAAUCGGGUACCAUCAACGUCAUCUAGAAAUUGCUAAAGAGGUGGGAGACAAAGCCGGAGAGGGAAGAAGUUAUUGCAAUCUGGGCUGCACUUAUCGAGGUCUAGGAGAGUUCAAAACAGCAAUCCGGUACCAUCAACGCGAUCUAGAAAUUGUUAAAGAAGUGGGAGACAAAGCCGGAGAGGGAACAGGUUAUGGCAAUCUCGGCUGCGCUUAUCAAGGUCUAGGAGAGUUCAAAACAGCCGUCAAGUACCAUCAACGUGAUCUAGAAAUUUUUAAAGAAGUGGUAGACAAGGCCGGAGAGGAUACAAGUUAUGGCAUUCUCGGCAACGCUUAUAGAUGUCUAGGAGACUUCAAAACAGCCAUCAAGUACCAUCAACGUCAUCUAGAAAUUACUAAAGAAGUGGGAGACAAAGCCGGAGAGGGAACGAGUUAUGGCAAUCUCGGCUGCGCUUAUAGAUGUCUAGGAGACUUCAAAACAGCCAUCAAGUACCAUCAACGUCAUCUAGAAAUUGCUAAAGAAGUGGGAGACAAGGCCGGAGAGGGAACAAGUUAUGGCAAUCUCGGCUGCGCUUAUAGAUGUCUAGGAGAGUUCAAAACAGCCAUCAAGUACCAUCAACGUCAUCUAGAAAUUGCUAAAGAAGUGAGAGACAAGGCCGGAGAGGGAACAAGUUAUGGCAAUCUCGGCUGCGCUUAUAAAGGUCUAGGAGAGUUCAAAACAGCCAUCAAGUACCAUCAACGUCAUCUAGAAAUUGCUAAAGAAGUGGGAGACAAGGCCGGAGAGGGAACAAGUUAUGGCAAUCUCGGCUGCGCUUAUAGAUGUCUAGGAGAGUUCAAAACAGCCAUCAAGUACCAUCAACGUCAUCUAGAAAUUGCUAAAGAAGUGGGAGACAAGGCCGGAGAGGGAACAAGUUAUGGCAAUCUCGGCAACGCUUAUAGAUGUCUAGGAGAGUUCAAAACAGCCAUCAAGUACCAUCAACGUCAUCUAGAAAUUGCUAAAGAAGUGGGAGACAAAGCCGGAGAGGGAAUAAGUUCUUGCAAUCUCGGCUGCGCUUAUCAAGGUCUAGGAGAGUUCAAAACAGCCAUCAAGUACCAUCAACGUCAUCUAGAAAUUGCUAAAGAAGUGGGAGACAAGGCCGGAGAGGGAACAAGUUAUGGCAAUCUCGGCUGCGCUUAUAGAUGUCUAGGAGAGUUCAAAACAGCCAUUAAGUACCAUCAACGUCGUCUAGAAAUUGCUAAAGAAGUGGGAGACAAGGCCGAAGAGGGAAGAAGUUAUUGCAAUCUGGGCUGCCCUUAUCAAGAUCUAGGAGAGUUCAAAACAGCAAUCGGGUACCAUCAACGUGAUCUAGAAAUUGCUAAAGAAGUGGGAGACAAAGCCGGAGAGGGAACAAGUUAUUACAAUCUGGGCUGCGCUUAUCGAGGUCUAGGAGAGUUCAAAACAGCCAUCGGGUACCAUCAACGUCAUCUAGAAAUUGCUAAAGAGGUGGGAGACAAAGCCGGAGAGGGAAGAAGUUAUUGCAAUCUCGGCUGCGCUUAUCAAGGUCUAGGAGAGUUCAAAACAGCCAUCAAGUACCAUCAACGUCAUCUAGAAAUUGCUAAAGAAGUGGGAGACAAGGCCGGAGAGGGAACAAGUUAUGGCAAUCUCGGCUGCGCUUAUCAAGGUCUAGGACAGUUCAAAACAGCCAUCAAGUACCAUCAACGUUGUCUACAACUUGUUAAAGAAGUGGGAGACAAGGUCAGAGAGGGAACAAGUUAUGGCAAUCUCGGCUGCGCUUAUAGCUGUCUAGGAGAGUUCAAAACAGCCAUCAAGUACCAUCAACGUCGUCUAGAAAUUUCUAAAGAGGUGGAAGACAAGGCCGGAGAGGGAACAAGUUAUGGCAAUCUCGGCUACGCUUAUCACGGUCUAGGACAGUUCAAAACAGCCAUCAAGUACCAUCAACGUCGUCUAGAAAUUGCUAAAGAAGUGGGAGACAAGGCCGGUGAGGGAACAAGUUAUGGCAAUCUCGGCUGCGUUUAUCAAGGUCUAGGAGAGUUCAAAACAGCAAUCAAGUACCAUCAACGUCAUCUAGAAAUUGCUAAAGAAGUGGGAGACAAGGCCGGAGAGGGAACAAGUUAUGGCAAUCUCGGCUGCGCUUAUCAAGAUCUAGGACAGUUCAAAACAGCAAUCGAACACCAUCAACGUCAUCUAGAAAUUGCUAAAGAAGUGGGAGACAAGGCCGGAGAGGGAAGAAGUUAUGGCAAUCUCGGCUGCGAUUAUCAAGAUCUAGGACAGUUCAAAACAGCAAUCAAGUACCAUCAACGUCAUCUAGAAAUUGCUAAAGAAGUGGGAGACAAGGCCGGAGAGGGAUUAAGUUAUGGCAAUCUCGGCAAAAGUUAUAAUUGUCUAAGAAAGUUCAAAACAGCAAUUGAGUACCAUCAACGUCAUCUAGAAAUUGCUAAAGAAGUGGGAGACAAGGCCGGAGAGGGAAAUAGUUAUGGCCGUCUCAGCUGCACUUAUCAAGUUCUAGGGCAGUUCAAAACAGCAAUCGGGUACCAUCAACGCAAUCUAGAAAUUGCUAAAGAAGUGGGAGACAAGUUCGGAGAGGGUAGGAGUUAUUGUAAUCUCGGCAAGAUUCAUUUCCGUCAAAGAGAGUUGAAAGCGGCAAUGGAGUGUUAUCAACGUCACCUAGAAAUUUCCAAAGAAGUGGGAGACAAGACUGGGGAGGCGUGCUCACUCCAUUCUCUUGGAAGCAGUUUCGAGUGCCAAGGAAAUCUUAUGAUGGCCUUUGACUAUUAUCACUCGAGUGUAGAGUUGUAUGAUGAUAUUAGGGCCAGUCUUCACCUCAACGAUCAGUGGAAGAUUUGUUUUCGUGAUCAGUACGAAAGUGCAUAUAAAGACUUGUGGCGUAUAAAUCUCAAACAAGGUCAAGUUGUAAAGGCUCUUCUUGCCGCAGAGAAAGGACGUGCUCAAGCUCUGAGAGAUCUUAUGGCCACAAAAUAUCAGCCUCGAGAUUCUUCAACGCACAGCGCAUCUCUGAGUUGGGUUCCACUGAGCACAGUUUUCAUAGCUAUUAGUGGACCAUGCGUUUACUUCUGGGUUUGUGUCAGUGAAGAUAACAUCCAGAUGAGACAGGUACACGUCAACAAUUAUAAGUAUGAGGAUGAAUUGGAAUUUUUCAUCCGGCUACUGAACAAAACUGUUUUUAAGGAGAUCGGUACAAGAGAUACUGUUACAAUCGAAAAUCCUCUGCUUGAUUCGCCGAAAGAAGAGAAAGUGGCCAAUGAUGUGAGUCGAGUUGAUGUGAGGCACUCCCAAUCAAGUGCUUUAAAGAAGCUGCAUGACAUCAUCGUUGCUCCUAUUGCUGACCUGAUCAAAGGCCACGACAAUAUCACAUUCGUUCCAGAGGGGCCAUUUUGCCUCGUACCUUAUGCAGCGUUGGAGGACUCCAACUCAUCAUAUCUAAGUAAUUCUUUCAGAAUUCGUGUGCUUCCCUCCCUGACGACUUUGAAACUAAUUAAUGACUGUCCAGCUGACUUUCACAUGAAGACUGGUGCAUUGCUUGUCGGCGACCCAUGUUUCAAACAUAUCAUCUAUGAGGAAAGACUUUUGGUGCAACUUCCAGGAGCAAGGAAAGAAGUGGAGAUGAUCGGGCGUGUCCUAAAUGUUUCUCCCCUCACUGGAGAAAUGGCAACAAAAAAUGAAGUGUUAAAACGAAUAUCAUCAGUGGCCUUAGUUCACAUAGCAGCACACGGUAAAAUGGAAACUGGAGAAGUUAUCCUGGCACUAAACACCACUAGAGAAAACCCUCAGCCGCAAGAGAAAGACUAUCUACUGACGAUGCAAGAUGUCGUAGAAGCUGGGUUGCGAGCACGUCUGGUUGUACUUAGCUGCUGUCACACUGCUCGUGGGGAGGUCAUGGCCGAGGGUGUGGUCGGCAUGGCGCGUGCACUUUUGGCUGCCGGUGCUAGAUCUGUUGUGGUAACCUUGUGCGCGAUUGGCGACGAGGGAACCCUGGAGUUCAUGAGUUUCUUCUACGAUGCACUUACCAAAGGCAAGAAGGCAAGUGAAGCUCUCAAUCAGGCCAUGAAGUGUAUGAGGGAAAUUGAAAAGUUCAAGGAG
This is a messenger RNA of Pocillopora meandrina, 4953 nucleotides long. Lineage: Eukaryota; Metazoa; Cnidaria; Anthozoa; Scleractinia; Pocilloporidae. The record is from the annotation of a GenBank genome assembly.